Molecule: messenger RNA, 698 nt
Organism: Chenopodium quinoa (quinoa)
Lineage: Eukaryota; Viridiplantae; Streptophyta; Magnoliopsida; Caryophyllales; Amaranthaceae
Product: GPI-anchored protein LLG1-like
Exons: 3
Coding region: 258-698 (146 amino acids)
Source: RefSeq, a predicted model, not a curated record
UAUUUUUUCCUAAUAAUGAAUUACAACAAAUCAACAAUACUUUUCCGCGUUAAUCAAGCUUCAUGAAAUAAAACUACAGUAUUCCAACACCUAACUACUCUCUCCCUCUCACACUUCCACUAUUCUUUCCUUCUUCAUUCAAUUCUGUUGUCUCUCUCAUCAGUUUCUUUUUCGUAUGCGAAAAAAAAAAAAUUAAAUUGUUACAGUAACAUGAAAUUGAGAAACGCAGUUUCAUCAGCAACAAUUUAAUUCAGUCGAUGACAUCAAUUAUUGCAGCUAUUCUCAUCUUAUCCAUAUUUCUUCCUUCUUCUUUUGCUUCAGAAAUAUAUGAAGUUCACCACCCUCGCCAAUCUACUGCUCGCACUCUUCUUCAAGCUCAGCAAGGUUGCCCUGUGAAUUUUGAAAACUUGAACUACACAAUCAUAACCAGCAGAUGCAAAGGGCCAAGAUACCCUCCCAAGAUAUGCUGUAAAGCUUUCACAGACCUUGCAUGCCCCUAUUUCGAAGAAUUGAAUGACCAAACCAACAAUUGUGCGACCACCUUGUUCAGCUACAUUAACCUUUACGGCCAUUAUCCCCCUGGUCUUUUCGCCAAUGAGUGCCGUGAUAGCAAGCGAGGUCUCGAGUGCACUGAUUCUCAGUUGGCACCUCAAAACUCACCUACCUCUGCUGCUGCCACUUCAACUAUGAAAGUCUAA